AUGGAUUCGUUUCGUUCGUCUCCGAGAUGCCGUAACGGAGCAGUCUAUGGUACAAGGGUUGGUCGAAAGAUCGGGUUCCCAGAAGAGGUUGCGCAACAGGCCGAUACACCGGCAGGCCAAGCGUGGAGUCCACACACAGAGACCAGGUCGCGCAGAUUGAGUGGGGUACGUUCGACCGUCACGACUGAUAAAUGA
Molecule: messenger RNA, 195 nt
Organism: Penicillium verrucosum
Lineage: Eukaryota; Fungi; Ascomycota; Eurotiomycetes; Eurotiales; Aspergillaceae
Exons: 1
Coding region: 1-195 (64 amino acids)
Source: RefSeq, a predicted model, not a curated record